CCACGCGUGCUUCCUGAUAUAGAUUGCUUUUUUCCUGAUAUAGAUAUACCAUUGCGAGCCAAUGGAUUAGUGGACGUUCUUGAAGUGAUAAAGUCUGCUGUUCGCACAUUUGACCAAAAAACGAUUGCACUAGGAUCUUCCCGCUCCUACAAAACCGUACUCGAACUUAUUGCAACGGGAUCCGUAUCGACGUUAGAGAAACAUUUCAAGCAAGUUUUUAAAUAUGCCGAUAAACUUCGUCCUCUGGAAGUUUGGAUCAUCCAUUUUUCUAGAGAGGAUUCUAUUGUAUCGAAUUUAUCUUCGAAUAACAAUUCAUUGGAAACGAAUCCAAAGGAUUCAACUAAGGUAAGUAAGGAAGAAACAAAGUCUCGAGGCUACGACUCAUCAAAUCUGAACAUUUCAGAAAUAAGUUCUGAGGCCAAAUCACCUACUAGUCUAUUGUCUAAUCAGAAAAUUCCUUAUAACCAAAAAGUAGAACGAGGUUAA
Molecule: messenger RNA, 486 nt
Organism: Racocetra fulgida
Lineage: Eukaryota; Fungi; Glomeromycota; Glomeromycetes; Diversisporales; Gigasporaceae
Source: the annotation of a GenBank genome assembly